Gallus gallus (chicken) is the source of this 950-nucleotide messenger RNA. It is a transcript of the gene CHIR1A7, whose product is annotated as T-cell-interacting, activating receptor on myeloid cells protein 1-like. The annotation marks the transcript as partial. The record is from RefSeq and is a predicted model, not a curated record. Lineage: Eukaryota; Metazoa; Chordata; Aves; Galliformes; Phasianidae. The transcript is spliced from 3 exons.
CCCCGACCCUCCCUGUCGCUGCACCCCAGCCAGGGGUUGUCCCUGGGGGACACUGUCACCCUGCGCUGCCACCUGCCCCAGCCGGCUGCCUGGGUUGAGCUCUGUCAGGAUGGACUUUUGAGAUCCUACAAGGACAUGGACAAGCAUCAGGUCAUGGCUGAGUUCUCCUUGGUUUGUGUAAAGCUGGAAGAUGCAAUGAAGUAUUGGUGCCAGUAUUGGGUUUUGGAGCCACCGGGGGUAUCAGAGAAGAGCGUCCCCAUUGAAUUGGUGGUGACAGAUCAUCGAUAUUCCCCACCUAACAUUUCCAUGAACCAGGAAAAAAUUGUGGAAGUGGGGACCAAUGUCACCAUCCAGUGCUGCAAUCAGGGCUAUGGGGGCAUCAUCUUCUUGCACAAGGACGGGCACUCAGCCCCUGUCCAGCACCAGGACCCCCGUGGUGGGGGCACAGCCACCUUCAUCCUUGUUGCGGUGACCCCAGCUGACAGUGGCACCUACAGAUGCUCCUAUCGCCCCAAGGCCUCCCUCUUUGUGUCCUCACCCCUUGGGGACAGCGUAACGCUGGAGGUGACAUCCACACCUGCACGCCCAGGUGCUGAGUUGGUGUCCCGUGGGAACCUGGUGGUGGCAGUGGUGAGGGGCUGCGCUGCUGUCCUCAUCUUUGGCCUCGGCGUCUUCUUUGUCAUCGAUGCCCGCAGCCUCUGGAUACGGAGAGAUGAGAGUCUGGGUGGGGAAGGGAUUUAAUGGCUUUGAUCUCCUGUACAUCUCCUACACAUCUCCCCCGUCUUUCUCUUCCUCUCCUUCCAUUCUUCUCUAGAAUCCACCAGGUGGGUCCACAAUACAUUGCCUAUCGAUUCCCUCAGAUGUUCCCUGUCCCCAUCCCAUCUCCUAUAAAUCCCCCCAUGUAUCCCCUGCCUCCCCUUCCAGACCCUAUAAAUUAUCUAGUCCCAGUC